GACUGGAUCCCACUACUCUUUACAACAUCGCGCCACUUUCUCGGCCAAUCAGAUUAAAGAAAUAAACCAAUCACGACUUGGUCACUCGCAUUUUACUGUUACUUUGAGUCAGUGAUAGGCUGUUAAUGAUUCCCUCCUCCGUUGUCGAUGGCAGUUGUGAUUAUUUCAGUUUUGCUUUUACGAUAGUCAAGCGAAAAGAGUUCUUAUGGGAGAUCCAGUCUCUCCACCUGUUACUCUCUUGCUUUAUUAUCCACAUGGUAAGUGCUUCCUUGGCAAAAAGUUUGAAUUUUCUCCUGCGUCUAGAUUUCAAAGAAUCUCGGGGUAAAUUCAAGGACUAAAAGGCUCAGUAAUCUGGCUAUGCCGGAUCUCCUUAGCGCUAAUGAAUUCCUUGUUGAUCGGGAUGCACAUCGAUAUUUACAAAGACUUCAGGAGGCACUUCUCGAUAGAAAUGGGCGCCAAAUCUGCCACAUAUGCAAACUGCUUCUUAAACACUUUGACUUCGACCCAGCGAGUGACAUCAUGGAUGACCUUGAAAAAGCCAACAAAGUGACAUUGUCGAAAUCCAAUCUGUCAGCCAUCAGCAUAUAUGGCCUGGACUUGUCAAAGACGAAAAACAUGAAGAAGCUCACGGCACUUUUGUUCAGAUGUCCCAAUGUUAAGAAGAUAGAGCUGGUGUUUUGCUCGUUAAACAAUGUUUAUGCUUUGAAGCUGCUUGAUGUCACUAUGACACUGAAAUCUCUUUAUUUUAUGGGCUUACGCGGCAAUCAAAUUGAUAUGAAACUUGUGCUUAAGCUUCUCACCUUGUUAAAAGACCCAAAAUACUUUCCCAAUCUGUUGUGGGUAGACCUACGAAACAAUAACGGAAUUAUUACCAUUCCCAGCCAGUUUGUUCAGCUCCUAAUGGAGCGAAGAACACAACUCAUUGCUUUAAAAGACACUGAUGAGAAAAAAAAAUCUAUAAGUGUUCAAGACGCCAUAAAUGGAAAGGUAGUUUAAAUUAUCUUUAGGAACUUUUAUCCUUAUAUAUA
Messenger RNA from Pocillopora damicornis (cauliflower coral), 1028 nucleotides. Its product is annotated as leucine-rich repeat-containing protein 75A. The record is from RefSeq and is a predicted model, not a curated record. Lineage: Eukaryota; Metazoa; Cnidaria; Anthozoa; Scleractinia; Pocilloporidae.